AUGUUUAUUCUCUUACUUGUCACACUUUCUUUGGCGGACGUGUACUCACCUUUCAAGAGGACUGCAGUGAUCCAAAACCGAAUUAACACUGUUCGUUCGGAGACUCUUGGACUCAGAGAACAAAUUGAGCGUUUUGAGCAAACCGAACGUACUCACUCCAAUAAACUUCAUUAUUUGUAUAGAGACCUUAAAUAUGCAACAGUUGUAGAAGAUAGAACACGACUUGAACUUGAGAUUGAAAGAGAGCAAAAACUGCUUCAUGAGGCUCGUAUGUCUAAAGUUAGAGUCUUGAGAGAGAUGAGAUCGACAGCAGAUAAAGUUACUCAACCAUUCAGAGAUAACAUUGUCAGAGGUAAUAAACUUGAAAGAUUUGUUGGUGUUGAAGACACUGGUAAUUAUGUUGAACAACGCAUGAGAACACAGAAGAUGAUCACCAAAAUUGCAAGUAAAUUGGCAAAGAAGUAUGCAACUAUUGCUGCUUCUGUUGCUGCUAAGAAGAGUGUUAAAGUUGCAACAAAGAAAUUCAAGGGAGAUGCUGAAAAGAUUAAAGAAUAUGUUGAAAAGAAGGCUACUAUGGCUUACACUUCUACACAUUCUAAGAUCGUUCAAAGGAUUGCUGCAGCUUUCGAAAAGGGCUAUUCGUUGAAUGUCGCAGAAACUGCUCGAGCGGCUAUUGAAAAAUUGGUGAAGAAAAUCAACAUGAAAGAGACUAUGAUUGCAUCAACCGAGAACCUCCACAAAGUCACUGAUAAAGUGUUGAAGUCACAAAUCAAACAACUGAAACAAGCUGAAGUUGUCAAGAGAAGACCAAUCCGUCAAAGAGAGCAAUUAAAAGAAUCAGAACAAGCACAACAAACAGAAAAUUAA
Entamoeba invadens IP1 is the source of this 867-nucleotide messenger RNA. RefSeq lists its product as hypothetical. The record is from RefSeq and is a predicted model, not a curated record. The transcript has a single exon. Lineage: Eukaryota; Evosea; Mastigamoebida; Endamoebidae. The coding region runs from base 1 to 867 and encodes 288 amino acids.